CAUUAUUUUACAGAGUAAUAUUAUUCAAUCUAAAAAGGGAUUUGUUCACUCGAUGGAAAAAUAAACGAAAAACAGUUUUACAUAUCGCAAAAAAACUUUCCUUUCGAUAUGACUGUGAGAACAAUACUUCCCUCGAGACAAAAUUGAUUUUCAAACGCACGCAUGCUAUCCUUCCCCUUCCCCGUCAUCAUUACUUCGUUCAAAGCAUCUAUAGCGCAUCUAUAGCAUCAUGCGCAAUUUUUUACUGUGCACGCAAUCGACAAGGUACACCAGUCGUCCUCGCGCCAUCGACACAGUAGUAUGGCCAAGCUUAAUAUCUCCUGGUCAAAUGUGAACUGCGAGAGGGACAUACUCAACACGUUGAUAUGGAAUCGGUGGAUACUACGAGUCCUCGGAAUCUGGCCGCUGGUAUAUCCGGAUACCUCGACGAUCGAAAAGAUCCUAGCGAGCAUCUCGUUCGCGUUUUGCUGGUCCGUACUCAGUUUCCUUCUGAUUCCCCUGACCAUCUUCACGUUUUCGAAACACAGUGCCACGUAUGACAGGGUAAAGAUGCUGGGUCCGCUAGUCUACGUAUGCAUCUCGAUGCUAAAUUAUCUCUUUCUCGUGAUUCGCCAUAAGAACAUUCGGCAAUGUAUUCGCGUCCUCAGUACAGAUUGGCGCGUGGUACAGCAGGAGGAUCAUCGAAAGAUCAUGAUUAGGAACGCGGCGAAAGGCCAUGUGUUAUCCAAGUUUUGUAUAGUGUUUAUGUACUGUGGGGGUUUGUCGUAUCACACCCUGAUGCCAUUCCUGUCGCAUGCCCCUACCGACGAACAAAAUGGCACUGUCAGACCACUGCCCUGGAAAGGCUUCGAUAGCAUUUUUGAUCUGCACUUUAUGCCGGUCUAUAUUUUUGUUUUUUGCGCACAAUGUUGCUCUGGUAUUGUCAUGUUUAACAUAACCACGGGAGUGUGUUGCUUGGCAGCUAUGUUUGUAGCUCAUGCUUGUGGCCAAAUCGAGAUCGUAAUGGAUCACAUAGAAAACUUUAUAAAAAGUGUACAAAAGAGUCCCAAGCAACGUAUGGCAGUCAUCAUAAAACAUCAUGUGCAGAUAUUGAGAUUUUCAAUCAGCAUUGAUAGUAUUUUACGCGAAAUAUGUCUGGUUGAAAUAGUGGGAUCAACAAUAUGUAUAUGUACACUGGAAUAUUAUUGCAUGACGGAAUGGAACAAUAACGACAGCAUAGCAAUUUUGACAUAUUUGUUUCUAUUGGUAUCAUUUGUCUUUAACAUUUUUAUGUUUUGCUAUAUUGGUGAACAGUUAACAGAACAGUGCAGCAAAAUCGGAUAUUCUUCAUAUGAAAUCGAGUGGUAUCGUUUACCAGGAAAAAUCGCACUCGAUCUUACGUUAAUAAUCAGCAUAUCUCAUCGUCCGAUAAAAAUUACCGCAGGAAAAUUAAUCAAUCUCUCGUUCUCUAGUUUUGGCAACGUAAGUACAAUUUAUUUAUUUAGAAAGUAAAAAGAUAUAUUAAAAAUCACUAUAAUAUUUAUAAUGUUUACAGGCUAUAAAAACUUCGAUUGCGUAUUUCAACUUGCUGCGAACUUUUGUUGAUUAAAAAAUAUUUUACUUCUGCUUCAAUGGACAAAUUUAUAUUCAGU
Molecule: messenger RNA, 1631 nt
Organism: Pogonomyrmex barbatus (red harvester ant)
Lineage: Eukaryota; Metazoa; Arthropoda; Insecta; Hymenoptera; Formicidae
Product: odorant receptor 10-like
Biological process (GO): detection of chemical stimulus involved in sensory perception of smell; sensory perception of smell
Cellular component (GO): plasma membrane
Molecular function (GO): olfactory receptor activity; odorant binding
Source: RefSeq, a predicted model, not a curated record